Messenger RNA from Penicillium digitatum Pd1, 1197 nucleotides. RefSeq names its product RNA-DNA hybrid ribonuclease. Gene Ontology annotation, biological process: DNA replication, removal of RNA primer. Lineage: Eukaryota; Fungi; Ascomycota; Eurotiomycetes; Eurotiales; Aspergillaceae. The record is from RefSeq and is a predicted model, not a curated record. Gene Ontology annotation, molecular function: RNA-DNA hybrid ribonuclease activity; nucleic acid binding.
AUGAAUAAGACCACACCCUCGCCGAGCCCCGUCCCCAAGGCUUCGCCAGGCUCGAAACCCUCUCUCUCCCCGACCGCAGGCACAAAGCGCAAGAGAAAUGCCACUGCCAAAUACUACGCCGUUAAGGUGGGACACAAACCGGGUAUCUACUAUGGAUGGAAUGAUUGUCUGGCUCAAAUAACAGGAUUCAAGGGAGCAAUUUUCCAAUCGUUCCCUUCACAAGAAGCAGCCAACGCGUUUCUGAAUGGUACCAAGCUUCCAGCCGAAUCACAGAGCUCGGAGAAUACACGAUUCUACGGAAUCCAAAGGGGCCGGGUUACUGGAGUAUACACAGACUGGACAACGGCACAGGAGCAGAUCCGUGGGUUUCCGCGACCUCGAUAUCGCAAAUUCUCCACCCGCGAAGAGGCGGAGGAGUUUGUACGGGAAGGACAAACCCAGCCCCCAGCCGGGUUCGGCGAGGCACCUGGACCUUCCGGUCCCCAUGGGAUAACCACCGAAAACCCCAAAGAUGCAGAAGGAGUCGACCUUGCGCCAGGCGACGGCCCAUUGCCGAAAGGGGCCGAGGAUGGAUUUGACCCCAACCUCCUCCUAGACCCAGUCACUGGAAAGGUGGUGUACAAGACCGCCCCCCAGAUGGCAGCGACAAAAAUGCAAUCAACAGGUAUCCCAGGGAUGCUCCGGAUAUACACCGAUGGCAGUUCAUUAAGGAAUGGAACCCCACUAGCAUCGGCCGGGGUAGGAGUAUACUUCGGGCCUGGAGAUUCAAGAAACGUAUCGGAGCCACUAAAAGGCAGUCGUCAAACAAACCAGCGUGCUGAAUUGACCGCGAUCCUUCGGGCGAUUGAUAUUGCCCCUCGGCACCGAGAUGUAACCAUAAUCACCGACAGCCGAUAUUCGAUUGACUGUGUUACUGUAUGGUUUAUCAAUUGGCGUCGCAACAAUUGGAUGACCCGAGACAAGAAGCCGGUCGAGAACAAAGACCUGGUUGAGUCGAUUCUGGUCAAAAUCGAGGAACGCAAUGACCUUGAGGUGAAGACCUUGUUUGAAUGGGUUAAAGGUCAUAAUAAAGACCCCGGCAAUGAAGAAGCUGAUAAACUAGCCGUCAAUGGAGCCCAAAGGGGGUUGUCUGCUAGAGCAGAGGCACUGCAUGCGGCUCAAGAGGUGCCCGAUGAAUCGUUUGAAGAUUUCUAUUAA